AUGGUAGGCAGGUCCAUGGUACCCUCGGGCGCGGCCGUGGCAUCCGCGAAAAAAGCAGCGGCAGCCAAGGCGGCUGCGGCCAAGAGGUUAAAGUCCCGGCAACCGUCCGCGGCUAGGAAGAGCAGCAGCGGCAGCGCCAAGGUAGGUGAGCUGGUUGAGUCGGCGAUAGCGGGGCUGAAGGAGUCGGGAGGCUCGAGCUUGGCGGCGAUCAAGCGCUACCUGGCCGCGAACCACAACGUCGACGUCGAGAAGCUCACCCCGGCCAUCAAAAAGUACUUGAAGGCUACCUCGGCCGGGGGCUCCCGAGCGGGGACUUUCAAGCUCAGCCCGGCCAAGAAGCGGCGCUCGUCGUCUGCUGCUCCCAAGAAGAGCACGCCCGCGAAGAAGACCAAGGCAACGGUUAAGAAGCCCGGUAGCCCCAAGAAGAAGAGCUCGAAGCCGCUGGCCGCCAAGCCGCCCAAGCCAAAGUCGAAGAAGCCCGCCAAGAAGUCCCCCGUUGCCACGGGCAAGCCUAGAAAGACCGCCGCCACCAAGAAGAAGUAA
Messenger RNA from Copidosoma floridanum, 543 nucleotides. Its product is annotated as histone H1B, sperm-like. Lineage: Eukaryota; Metazoa; Arthropoda; Insecta; Hymenoptera; Encyrtidae. The record is from RefSeq and is a predicted model, not a curated record.